AUGUCCUGGCUCCGAGGCAAGAAAGCUUCCGUCACGAAUCUCAAGGCAGACGAUACCAGCAACCGCUCGACGACACCAACACCUUCCAACCCUGACGGCAAGGACGACAAACUCACCUUUCGGUCCGGAUUGCUCACCAUUCGUGUUCUAUGGGCUGAAGGACUUAGCCUGCCGGCGGGAGUCGCCGUACCGCCAGCGGUUCAGUCGGCCUUGAAUUCUCAGCAAGCGAAAGUUGCUGCCUCUAUUUCUCCAUCUUCGGUCACUCAGCAGCGUCUAGCGAAGAAGUCGAGGGGGGAUAGGGAUAGCAUCCAACGAACUCAAUGUUGGUGGCUACCAUACGUCGUUAUGGAGUAUGAGGUCAACCAGGUUCUCAUCACUCCGCUGGGCGGCGAGCUAGACAAGCCUUUGUACAUGUACCAAGCUCAUUUCGAUGUCUCACGCAACUCUGAGAUCUCUCUGCAAUGCUACCUGCGCACAGAAGAACCAAAGUGCGGUGGAGAUGGGCUCGCCGAUGAUCUGGGCAAUGACAUCUUCCUGGGCGGCAUCAAGUUUGUACCCAACUUUGACGGUAUGGGAAAUCAAGACCAGUGGUACGAGUUGGUUGGAGGUGCCGGCAAGGUUCAAAUUGGUGUUGCGUACCAGCCUCAUUAUGGCCAAUCGUUGACCAUCGAUGAUUUCGAGUUGAUGACCGUCAUUGGGAAGGGAAGCUUCGGCAAGGUUCUGCAAGUCAGAAAGCGCGACACUUCUCGAAUUUAUGCUCUCAAGACGAUUAGAAAAGCUCACAUUGUAAACCGCAACGAGAUCACACAUACGCUUGCUGAGCGCCUUGUCCUCGCGCAAGUCGAUAGUCCUUUCAUUGUGCCCCUGAAGUUCAGCUUCCAAUCUGAGCAAAAGCUAUAUCUCGUCCUUGCUUUUGUUAAUGGAGGUGAACUCUUCCAUCACCUCCAACGAGAGCACCGCUUUGAUGAGAAGCGCGCUCGCUUUUAUAGUGCCGAGCUACUUCUUGCUCUUGAGCAUCUCCACGAGUUGGACGUUGUAUAUCGGGAUUUGAAACCGGAAAACAUUCUCCUUGAUUACACUGGUCACAUUGCCCUAUGCGAUUUCGGUCUUUGCAAGUUGAAUAUGAAGGACAACGAAAAGACAAAUACUUUCUGUGGCACACCUGAGUACCUGGCACCGGAGAUCCUCUGUGGCAAUGGAUAUGAUAAAGCGAUCGAUUGGUGGACCCUCGGUGUUCUCCUCUACGAGAUGCUUGCAGGCUUACCUCCAUUCUAUGACGAGGUUACGGAUAAGAUGUAUGAAAAAAUUCUGAACGACCCUCUUCGCUUCGGAGAGGAAUUUAGUCCAGAAGCUUGCAGCAUCCUCACGAGCCUUCUUAACCGUGACCCCUCUCGUCGUCUCGGGAUCAAAGGCGCUGAUGAGAUCAAGCGGCAUCCUUUCUUCCAUAAGCACAUCGACUUCAAGUUGCUAGCUCAGAAGAAGAUUCAACCUCCUUUCAAACCCAGCGUGGCCAGCCCCGUCGAUGUUUCCAACUUCGAUAUGGUAUUCACGGAGGAGGCGCCUGUCGACAGCUUCGUCGAAGGGUCUAACUUAUCGCAAACAGUUCAAGCUCAGUUUAAUGGCUUCUCCUACAACGGAACUCAUUUGUCGGUCGCAUCAUAA
Cyclocybe aegerita is the source of this 1662-nucleotide messenger RNA. NCBI's taxonomy places the organism in Eukaryota, Fungi, Basidiomycota, Agaricomycetes, Agaricales, Hemipholiotaceae. The record is from the annotation of a GenBank genome assembly.